Perca fluviatilis (European perch) is the source of this 6817-nucleotide messenger RNA. Its product is annotated as repetin. Lineage: Eukaryota; Metazoa; Chordata; Actinopteri; Perciformes; Percidae. The record is from RefSeq and is a predicted model, not a curated record. The transcript is spliced from 9 exons. Bases 1423 to 5514 code for a protein of 1363 amino acids.
GGCAUUUAAAACCUCACAGUCACAGCAGUGUGGGUCUGCCAUUGAUUUUCGGUGGAUGCGAGCCAUGUUGCGAUGAUGCAGGGAAAGCUGCCGGCGGCAACGAAGCUACAUGCUGUCAAAUUACAACGAGGAUGACAAAGCUGGCACUUGCAUGCACCACAAAGCUGUGGUUUGUAUUGUCAGACAUAUUUCUUGACAUAAAAAAAAUGAUUUAAGUUACAAGUGGUUUAAUAUAACAUCACAAUGCUAUGUGAUGUGUAAUUGCCUUUGUCACUCUAUUGGAGUUCAAUGUAUUUCUCAAUAACUCUGAGUUAUUAGAUUGCCAAUUGCACUGACAUAAUAGGGACAUCCUGAUCAAUAACUUAACACUCUGUAGUUAACGUGUGCAGAUGUUUCUGUUUCUCUGCUCUGUUCUCAAUCAUAGGUGGAAACAUUGUCUUUGUGAUGAACUCUUGAUAUGUUGAGUGAUUUUCUUUUUUUUAUAAUUCAAAGUUUUAUGGUUCUGAGCUCGCCCUUUACACAGAAAGAAUUAUCAUAUAAGCAAGCACUAACAUAUUCUGACUAUAGUGAGAAAGUAUUUUGUGAAUAUUUAAAUCUUAAGUAAUACAAGACGAGGUGACAUCUGACACUCACCCAUUACCAUGCCUCAAGUUACGCAGGCUCACUUCAACAGAAGAGUUUACCUCUGACAUGUUUUCCUCUGUUUUGAUGUGCCACACUGAAUUCAUUGCAUUCAUUACAAGUUGAUUAAUGAAUGCUGGUACAGUCACUCAGAUCCCAGACAUUAGACAUUAGGACAUCCAUACAUCAUUAUUUUCUCAGGGCAUCUCCAAAUAAAAAUAUCAUUUAGAUAUGCUGAGAUUCUCAGGAAAGCCAAACUGUAAACUGUAACAGAAUGCUUUUUUACAUUAAUGUUUGUCAGUUUAAGUCGAUACUAAACAAAAUCCUAAAAUAUUCUUGAGUGAAUUUGCUAAAAAAAAAAAUGAAAAGAAAGCAACAUGUUUUGGUUUUUAACAAAAAAGAGUUAUGACCAACAAGUACAUGCGAAUACGGGAAGAAAGUUUGUAUUGACCAUCUCUUAUAUAUGUACAGUACGUUACUGGUAUCUUUAAAAUGUUUCAAAGUGGUUGUAACCAGUCAUAUACAGAACAGUAUAGUGGAGUUUAAUAAAGUUCACAGUAGCUACAACUGUCUCCUCUCUCAUUGGAUGGCACAGCAGUAUAUAUUGAUGUGUGAGUGUGUUUCACAUGUUCUUCCCGGUUUAAUUCGACGGUGCAUCACUGGGAGAGUCAUUGUGUUUCAGUGAACUCCACUGACUGUUUCAUUCCUGUGGCUUCUUCAACAACAAAAAUAAUAGUUACGGCAUAGGGGAUCAAUAUUGUGCUGGUUUCUGAGGACGACUUUCAGCUGCAGCGCCAGUUGAUGGAGAAAUAUUUCAGACCUUUGCAUCCUCAUCAGGACACAAGAGGCGUCAAGGGUCAAAAGUCUAAAAUGUGUGACCGUCAAGAAAAAGGCCACAAGCAUGGAAAGACUUCUAACUCAAAAUCUCAACCAAUGAAGCACCAUCACCAAAGUCAAGGCCAUCGUCAUCGUCAAAAGUUGCAACAGUCUGAUGACAACGAUAGCCAUGACACCCAUUCAACAGCAGAGGACAGCCUUUUCAGUGAUCACCCCCCCGACCAUCAACAACAGUGUGAUGAUGACAAGACUCAUCACUCUCACCAUUACCAUCGCAAGCAAAACCAUCACCAUACUUGUCUUUCAGAAACUCCCCUAAGUUCCUCAACUGGUUCCUCUUCCUCCUCCUCCUCCUCCUCCUCCUCCUCUACUUCUUCUGGUUCAUCAACACCCUCGUCCUCCUCUUCAUCCUCCUCCUCCUCCUCUUCCUUUUCGUCCUCCUCCUCAACAUCUUCCUCUAGCCUGUCCUCUGAGGCCAGCAGUGAGUGUUUAGAUAAAUAUCCACUUAAGAAACCCCAGCAUUCACUUUCCUGUAAUGACAUUUCCAGGAAGAACAAGUACUUUGAAGAAGAAGACGACACAGCCCCUUUAAUAAAUAAAAGAGGAAAUCAAAACAGGCUCCCUGCCAAACAGAAGAAAGAGAAAGGGAAGUCCUCUCACAGCGGCUCCACUCAGGGCACCCUGAAGAACACACAGAGGACUACAAAAGGUUCCGAGAAUGAUGGUUUCCGCAAAGCCAAAUCAAUGGAGGCUCUCACUAGACCCAAAGAAAAAGAAUGGCAUGGAAAUGGAGAUGGAAAUGAACAAGAGAAGAGAAAAGGCGAAGCCAGGAAGAAUUUAACAAAGGAAAAAAUGAAGUUCUCGGCCUUCCUUAAUGAGAUCACUCGCCAGGUGCUCAGCCCGAUGAGACUCACCACUCUUGGGGUAACAGAUGCUCAAAGACCCUGCAGUCCAGGGCAAGGCUCUGUUAGAUCCAGUAAGGUAGACAGCAGCACUGAGAAACACAAACAGCAGCAGAACCAGCAUGCCAGUGCAGACUCAAUUAGCUCUAAGCACUCCCAUAGCAGUAAGCACUCUUCUCACUCUAAAACCAUCCACCACCAUCAGCGUCACCAUUCUGCAGACUCAGCCCAUAACAUGAACCACAGGCCCAGAAGCUGGUCUCAGACUUCUCAGCAUCGUUCCCCUUCUCAUAAGCACAACCGCCACCAUCACCAAGGAGACCAUCACACUUCUAGUCAUCAUCACCUUGGUGACAGCAACAACCCAUAUUAUCGCCAUCAUCGCAGAGACUACCACAGCACAGCAAGUCAUCACCAUCACCACAGUCCCGUCCAUCAUCAUGGAGCUCACCAUAGCCACACUCAUCACCAUGGUGACCACCACAACACUUCUCCCCAACACAAAGACCAUGACAACACCUCCCAUCACCAUCACUAUGGAAACCGACAUCAUGGAGACCAGAGCCCAAAUCAUGAUGGAGAGCACCACAGUGCAACUCAUUAUCAUCACCAUGGUAACCAUCAUAGCCCUCCUCGUCGCCAUCGCCAUGGAGACCACCAUGGCCAUGCUCAUCACCAUGAAGGUCACCACUCCCCAAGACAUCACCAUGGAGACCAUCACAGUUCAGGUCAUCACCCCCAUAGCAACCACCAAAACAUUGAAUGUCCUACUACACCGGGUCACCAUGGAAACAAGAGCCUAACCAAUGACCUUGGAGUCCACCACAGCCCAACAAUUCAUCAUCACCAUGGUGACCACCACAGUGAACCUCAUCGGUAUCACCAUGGACACCAUCACAGUCCAGACCAUCAUUAUCACCAUGGCAACCACCACAGUCCAGACCAUCCACAUGACCAUGGAGACCACCACAGUCCAGACCAUCCGCAUCACCAUGGAGACCACCACAGUCCAGACCAUUCGCAUCACCAUGGAGACCACCACAGUCCAGACCAUCCGCAUCACCAUGGAGACCACCACACUCCAGACCAUCCGCAUCACCAUGGAGACCACCACAGUCCAGACCAUUCGCAUCACCAUGGAGACCACCACAGUCCAGACCAUCCGCAUCAUCAUGGAGACCACCACACUCCAGACCAUUCGCAUCACCAUGGAGACCACCACAGUCCAGACCAUUUGCAUCACCAUGGAGACCACCACAGUCCAGACCAUUCGCAUCACCAUGGAGAACACCACAGUCCAGACCAUUCGCAUCACCAUGGAGACCACCACAGUCCAGACCAUUCACAUCACCAUGGCAACCACCACAGCCCCGACCAUCAGCAUCACCAUGGAGACCACCACAGUCCAGACCAUUCGCAUCACCAUGGAGACCACCACAGUAAACCUCAUCUUCAUCACCAUGGAGACCACCACAGUCCGGACCAUUCACAUCACCAUGGCGACCACCACAGUAAACCUCAUUUUCAUCACCAUGGAGACCACCACAAUCCGGACCAUUCACAUCACCAUGGAGACCACCAAAGUGAACCUCAUCUUCAUCACCAUGGAGACCACCACAGUUCAGAACAUUCACAUCACCAUGGAGACCACCACAGUUCAGAACAUUCACAUCACCAUGGAAACCACCACAGUCCGGACCAUAAGCAUCACCAUGGAGACCACCACAGUGAACCUCAUCUUCAUCACCAUGGAGACCACCACAGUCCCGACCAUUUGCAUCACCAUGGAGACCACCAUAGCACAGGUCAUCACUCUGAAUCACAUCUCAACCAGCCCUGCUCCAAAAACAUUGAUCUUGACCAUGAUGACCUUGAUGACCACCAUCCUCAUUUAAAGGGCCAUUCUGCUGGCAGUCCCCCUUUACACAGGAAGCUGGAGUCACCCAGGAAGACCAGCAGUCCCUCCAGUCAGGACGAGGAACAGACAAGCUUCACUGGCCCAUCAUCACAUAAAGAAAAGGCACAUGAACUGGGCAUGAUACUGCAGGAGCAUAAUGAAGGUCUGCAUCAAAGUUUGCUGAAGACAGCAGUGAGGAUGGAGUGUUUAGGAGAGGAAUUCAUGAACAGCCAAAAACUUCUGGAAACAGAGCUUCAGAGGACACGUAUGGAGCUUAGUAACCUCACCGAGAGGUUUAGGAGACUACACGACCACUGCUCCUCCACGCAACAGACUAAUAAUCUCCUAGAGCAAAAGCUUCAUUCAGUGUGUCAGAGUAUGGAAGGAGAACGUGAGAGGUUGAACUGGCGUAUUUCAGCGCUGACGGAGCAGCUCGCUGAUGCAAAAUUUGCCAACAAAGUGGAAACAUUUAAUGUACACAAAACUGAGCCCCAUUUUCAGUCAGAUGAUGGCAUGAAUCAGGUGGUUCCUCCCAUCACUCCCCCUCCAGCUCAGUUCAUGGACAGCCAUAACUACGAAAAUGCCAAAGCCGGGGGGCAGGAGCAACCUCUGGGGUCAGUUCCAGAAGAGGAGGAAUCGGACUGGUCAGAGAUGGGAGACGAGACCCCACGAUUUAUACUGACAGGGUCAAACAGAGGUCCAGUAUGGAGACACAGGGAAGCAGACGGGGACAAAGACAGCGAGGGUGAGGAAAUUGUCAGAGGACACUCUCCACGCCCAGUGCAGAUACCUCAUGUCCAGUUCACCAUGCACAAUGAGAAGCGGUCUGACGGCAUGACAGGUGAGGGCACUUACAGGAUGCCCACAAGUCCAAACCUGGGCUCUGCCAUCCUGAUCCGGUCAGCUAGUCUGGAGGAAAUCCCUCUGGCACGCCAUCACAUGCACAAGGAGCUCAGAGGCACGGAGGCCAUGAUGGACCUCCACCACCAAGGGCACGAAGCAAUCGAGGAUUUAGAUAAUGAGAUCAUUCAUCACUGGAGAACAAGCAAUGCCAGAGACGUGGCUAUUGGGAGGCCGAUAGAAGGCAGGAUGUCAGAGGCAGAAAGCAGCAUGGCCGGCCUGCAGUCAGCCGAGCGGAUGCUCAACCACUUCACAUAUGGACCGCAGCCCGGGGAAGGCCAGGGCAGGGCCGAGGUGCGUGGCUGGACAGGAGGGAUUCCAGAUGAGGUGUUGAAAGGGGAGCGAACCAAGCUGUGACAGAAACAUGAGUGCACAGUUCACUGUGUCGGAAGUCAUAAUUUACUUUGAUCUUUAUGUACAAGGAAAAGUUCAAUGAAACUCUUUUUUUUAGUGGCUCAGUGGUUCAGUCCCUUUAUUUAACGAUUUCGAAUUCAGAGACUUACUGGAUUCACUUUGAUAGCCUGUCUCUAAUUAACCCUUAUCAGAUAGCAUAUUGGGCUCCCUGAUUUGUUUCUUAAUACAAAUCUAAUAAUUGUAUUAUUAUUAUCGUACAUUAAACACACAUUACCAUUUUAACCAAACCGAUUAAACAUGAGAUCAACACAACCAACAUUUGCCAAGUGGAAUUGGAGGCAGAUUACUAAUAUAUGUAUUUAAACACUAACUGUAUAUUUCUGUACAUUGAAAUAUCCUCUACAGCUUAGAUUUGGUUAUUUAAUGGAACAAUGUAAAUGUAUAUUUCCGUUGUAUAAAUGCAAUUAUAGGCAUUUCCUUUUCUGUUCUUUCAUCUCUGUGGUUCAGUCAGGGACACUCUCAUCAUAGAUUUAACCAUUUAUUGCAACAAAUGGAAAUACAGUUAUACUUGGCGAUGAUGGCUCUGUUCUGAUGAUUCUCCCUGAAUCAGCCAAGCCGCAUGCUAAGAUGACACAGGGAGCACGAUGCUGAGACCCCCCCCCCCCCUGUACACAAGAGUAGGCCCAAUCCAAGACAUAGUUAUGAUGACACCCAAAACCAGGAAGGUGGAGGCAAGCUUUGCCAGCAGCAGCGGUGUGAGGCAGCAUUGGAGUAGCAGGAAGCAGAGAGGAAUAGGGAGACAUGUAAAUGGACCGCCUGAUGUGAAAAUGGCUGUGAUUGGUUGUGACUGGCUGGAAUGAUAAUUCACUUAGUGGGCCUAUGACUUCCGUGUCCUGCAUGAACUAACGCAAUGCUUAAUAAUACAAAACGUAGGCUAGUUUUUGUGUUAUCAGUUUUCUUUAUUGCAUGAAACAUUAUGUAUUCAUAUAAGAUGUACUUAUUGAGUAGGUAGCCAAUUAUGCAUUGUUGAAUGCUAUAUACUACGUUACAUAAACUAAAAACAUAGCCUUAUUAGGCAUGUAUUAUAGAACAUAAUGUAGCCGGUAUACAGUUAUGAAAUACCUUUAAAUGUGUGUAUAAGCCAAAAUAAUUAUCCUGUGAUUGUGCAAAACAUUUAUUUCCUCUGCUUGCUAUAAUUACCCUGCCAAGCGAAAAGCAUGCAAGUGAACUAGUUUCACAAGCUUGUGUAAACAUCAUCCAUGUAACUCUGUCCAUGUUACGUCUAAUAAACCAAAAGAAACCCUAA